This is a messenger RNA of Hydractinia symbiolongicarpus, 3454 nucleotides long. RefSeq lists its product as uncharacterized. Bases 430 to 1191 code for a protein of 253 amino acids. The record is from RefSeq and is a predicted model, not a curated record. The transcript is spliced from 2 exons. NCBI's taxonomy places the organism in Eukaryota, Metazoa, Cnidaria, Hydrozoa, Anthoathecata, Hydractiniidae.
AUUAAAAUAAUAAAGAAAAAAGAGAAUCACAGUCUUCGUAUUCGUUUCCUUGAAGAAUGUCUUAAAUCAAACAUAAUUCCGAAAUUUCUUAAGUUUCGUAUCCCCGAAAAUGGUUGUUUUGACGACAAAGCUGUAUUGGAAUUUCAACUGAAAUUGCUUAGAAAGGAGUUAUAUAACGCUAAGAAAGAUUUGUUAUCGGCGGAAGAGAAACUACAUGAAAAUCGGGAGAUAUUAAAAAUUAAAUCAUAUCGUAUCAUACCAUCAAUUAUAUUCCAUACUAGACUCGAAAUUCGACAGUUCAGAAGUACACAUGCAGAUACGCUGAAUAAGAAAUUGAACAAACUGUCAGAUGAGCAAGGAAAACCGUUAUUUAAUGUGACAAACACAGUAAUUUGCUAUGAAUUAACGGAGAGACUCCCAAAAUAUGUUAUGGAAACAUUAGCCUUGGGUCCAAGAAACCCCAUCAUAGAGAAGUUCAACAAAAAUGAUGUGUUAACUGGUUUAGAUGAUUUGAUUAGAUUUUGCAAAGAUAAAAAGAUUAACGACGAGCUAAUCACUGACAUAAAUGUUAAGACUUUGGCAUACGUUAAGAAAUGCAAUAAGCAAAAACCAUCUAAAAACAUUCAAAUGACAAAAAAGUAUCUAAAACUCAACAACUUGAUAGCAGUUCCCUUCGACAAGGGCAUCGGCAUUUGUGUUAUGAAAGUUGAAAGUUAUAACAACAAAAUGAACGACAUCAUUGGUUUACCCCAAUUUAAUAAACUUACAUCUAAAAGGAAAAAUGAGAAGAACCCUGUGUUCAAAGAAGAAGAAAGAAUUACAUCUGUCCUGAAAGAGUUAAAAGUGAAGGGAAAAAUCAGUGAACAGCUUUAUGAUAAACUAAAGCCAAUAGGAAGUCAACCACCUAGAAUCUACGGACUUGCUAAAGUACACAAAAAUAACACACCAAUGAGACCAGUUUUAUCGAUGCCAGGUUCUCCAUAUUACAAACUAGCAAACCAGGUAGCAAAGUGGCUGUCAGUAGUAGAUGAAUGCAACAUCAAUUCUUCCACGAAACAAAUAUCCGAUCUAAUUACACAUCUCCAACUUGCAGAAAAUGAGGAACUUGAUAGCUGCACAACCGUUUCAUAUCGGCAACCGGAAUACGAAAAGUUCAUGCUCGAGCUUUCAAAAUGUGAAAUAGGGACCUAAUGCACGAAACUUUUAUUUUUUAAUCAAUACAAGAGACAAAAACUGUUGUAAAUUGAUGUAAUAACACUUGUCAAAUAUUGAUAAUAAUCUUGUCAAAUUUGAGAAUUACUGUCAAAUUUGACAGCAAUAUUAUUAAAACAUUCGGCCGUAAGCCGAAACAAAAAUGAUUUUUAAUAUGUUGGCCAACAUAUUACGCAAAAAUAUAAGGUGGCCAAUAUAUCUAAGAGAAAAAAUAAGUUGUGCUAUAUGUAAAGCAAUAUAUAUAAUUAAAAACUACUGUAAAGUAUAUAUCCGACUUUAAAUAAAUUAAACAAACUAAAUUAUAUAAGGGAAAAUACAGUUGCCACAGUGCUUUCUCAUGUUAAAAUAAAAACGAGUUUCCAAUCCCGAUGUUAUCAGAUAUUACCGCCUGAAUCCUUUUAUAAAACAUCCCGUAUAAAAAUCAGGGUGAUUAGGGUGAUUAUGAGUAGUGGCAACCUCGUCCCCAGGGCAUCCCGGGGUCAGAAAAGAUACAAGAUGGCCUUGGGACGAGGUUAGAGUAGUCCUUGAAAGAGGACAUUUCUUAGUGAAAAUGUACGGAGAAGAAAUAUCCCUUAUGUUUAAGGUUGCUACAGUGAAAAACCAUCGAAAUUUUCAUUUGGUUAAAAACUUUUCAGGGAAUUAUAUUUUUGCGCACGUUAAUCUUUAUUCCUUUUUAACCUGCUGGAUGAUAAAUUUAAAUAAAAUGCCUUUUUGACCUUAUUGUUUUUAAAUGGCGUGAUUUUUAUGUAAAAUCAAUGACGAAGAAAGAUAUCGCGCAAGAUAAUUCCUUGUUCUGGCCCUACGGUUGAAAUACAAAAAGUAUGUAUGGAAGACACCACUAGUAUGAUGGAACGGUUCUUUGAAAUAAAAAAAAUAUUAUGACUUAAAGGUUUUAGUACAAAUGUAUAUUGGAAAUUCAAAUUGACAGAAGAAAUUGGUAAGUAGCACUUGUUAUUUGAAAUUUCAAUCUGGCUUACUCUCCAUAGACAAAAUAAUUAAAGUAUUAGCAUAAUUCAAUUAGUUUCUUUCCCAAUCAGAGUGUUGGUUUCAAAGCUUCACCCAAAUUUUCAUUUUGCUUAUGGUAAGGGAAGUCCAAAAGACAGAAAAUCCAAAAUACAGAAAACUUAUAAAGUUUCGAAUAUUUUUGUCCAGGUAACAAUGAAUAGGUUAAUAAGAGAGAAUUUGAGAAUCCGAAAUCUUGUGAAAACAAAUCUGAAAGUCAGGGGCGGAUACAUACCACGUCAAAGACGUUAAGUGACGAAGGUACAUUGUCCUGUAUAACGGACCAUGUCAAUCGAGAGGGCACAGUAGUGCGUAAAGUUCUUUUUAUGUAAAAAACGUGCGCAGACAAGCGGGAGUUAUUAUAAAAUAGGGGACCGACAGCUCAGGGUGCUGCAGGGCCAGGUCUGGGCGUUGUAUCUAUUUCAAUUUGCAUGCUGCGUGAUUAUUUUGACGAAUAUAGCCUGUGGUAGUGUUUAAGCGGUAGUGUUUGAUUUUCGAUUGUUUUUCGAUUGGUUGUCCCUACUCUCCGGUGAAGGAUUCCAAGUAUCGUAUGUAGAGAACGGAUGUGUGUGGGUAACUUCUGAAGUUUUGUUAAUUUGAUUUCCAAUUUAUCUGUAAUCCUUGUAGCGGAAAUCCCCUCGUUUAGAUUUUGCAAUGAAGGCUUCAUACACUAUUGAUUGUUUUAGUAAAGAAGUGGUAAGAUUUGUGUAUGUCUAAAGAAAUUUUAAAACACAUGAUAAACAUUUUUUUUAUUCAUUAUUUUCAAUAUACACAGUCAAAUAGAAAUAGGCCUUCAAGAAGAGUCAAAUAAACCGAUGCUAACAUCUUGUGGUAUUUUAUCAUAAGUAAGUUUAUCAAACUUAAAUAGGAUACUUCCGUGUGUCUGUCUGUGACUUUUGCAAAGUGGGUUUUCUUUUUCGUACUUCUCUUUAACAAAGUCUAUACCACACCACCUCUAAAAUUCUUUUGCAAUCUACCGAUUUUUACGUUAAAACGAUAUCGACAUCAGAGAAAAGUAUUAAGGUUAGUGAAGGCAUUGUAUUGCACUGUUAAGUUUUAGAAGUAACCGACUGGGUAAAGGGACUACCUAAAACUAACUAAGGACUAAUUUUCUUAAUCUGAGUCAACCCACCUGAUUCAGAACAGGCCUGCCUAAUGACUUCAUCUAUUUAAUCACCAUAUGGAAUGUCUCUUCCCGUUCGUCGAAACACAAAUUUGUAUAUAUUUUCUUGAUCAGUCA